GCCUACACUUACACACACAACACAAACCCUCUACGCGAAAAGUUUUUUUCUCUCAAAAGGGUUUAAAGACCUUUCCUUUACCUAACUUUGUCUCUUUCUACUUCAGCCAUCUCUUCUCUGCCUCAACCAGCGAUGGUGGAAUUUUGAGCCUUUCCCUUGAAAUCAAUGCAUGUAAAGACUAAAGCUUUGAUGAUGCAUAUUGGUUUUUCGUUAGCACAUUCAUGUGGGUCAUUGCGUGCUUCUAUUAGUUUCAGCAAAGUGGCAAAAGGGUCUGUGUUUGUUUGACUUGAGGAGGGUUCUUCUUUUUAUUAAGUGCAAAGGUAGCUGCGUUGUGCGUGUGAGUGUGUGUGUGUUUUUUUUUUUUUUUUUUUUUUUUUCAUUUUGAGGCAUGAACUACCUUGUGGGGUAGAUUUUGAUUUUCAAACCUUAAGUGAUAGCACCCCAUUUGGCAAAAGUGAGGAUUUUUGUUUUUUGGAGAACGCAAAAGGAUGAUUCAGUUGUUGUUCAUGGUGAUUUUUGUCGAGGGGGUUCUGGCAUUUCUUUUGUUGGUUAAGAUAGGACCUUUGAGAGAUCUUGUGAUAAAGAGCCUGGAUCAGUUGAAGAUGGGGAAGGGUCCAGCUACAGUGAAAACCAUUGCUGGUACCAUGUCGGUGAUUCUCCUUUCAAGUCUCAUGAGCAUUGUCAAGAUCCAGAACAAAGGUGCUAAACUUGGUACUAUGUCGCCCAUGGAUCAAGUUCUGUGGAGAACUCAUUUGCUCGAGGCUUCACUGAUGGGUUUUACAUUAUUCCUUGGAUUCCUAAUUGAUCGUACCCACCAUUAUCUUCAAAAGCUUAUUAAUUUAAGGAGUAAUGCGGGAGCUUCAAAAGAAGAAUUGGAAAACCUUAAAAAAGAAACUGUCCAACUUAAAGAAAAGGAUGAGAAAGCAUCCAAGGAGAUUAAACAGCUAAAGGAAGAACUUUCACAUCUGUCCAAAAGUUUGGAAAAGAUAAAAUUGGAAUCUGAAGAGAAGGAUAAGAAAGUUGAGACCGCCGAAGCACAUGUUGCUUCCCUCCAAAAGCAAGCUGCAGAUCUACUGCUUGAAUAUGAUAGACUCUUAGAAGACAACCAAAACCUUCAGGCUCAAACACUGGGACACAAGAGUUGAGGAAUGACUGAGAUGCAUUGAUAAACAAAGUUUUGGGGGUGAGACUUCAUUAGGACCAUCCCUAGUUUUGUUGCUAAAUCUUUAUUUUGGAAAAAAAGUACUUGUUUGGUCCUUUUUGAGAAUGCAACAUUGACCAAGAGUGCUCUCUGCUUAAGUUUAUAAGUCUUACAGUUCAUUUUUAGUUUGUACACAAUUUUCUUCUUAGAUCAUCGUUUUACAAUUGCUCCAUCUAGUUUUUGUUUUUACCCCCUCCUUUUAUUGUUUGGAUGAAUAUAUUGAAGGGUUAUUGGCAGGACAGAUACUUCUCAAGAAUUAGGAAAGGAUUUGUUGAAUUUCAACAUGAUAACUGUGCCCUGGGGUGCAUCUGGCCAUUCCAUUUUGUGCAUAAACAUUAAGCACACUUGUUAGGACUUCGGAGUAAUAUUGUUGGUUCUGCUGCUAUCUGCACCCAUUGCUUCUCAGGUCAAAAAAUGCAUAUAAUGCAUUUGUUAGCUAAACAAGUAUACAUACAAAUAUGAGACAUAGAUAACAGUUAGGUGCAGUAUGUUGUUUCAAACUGUUAUAUGUUUGUGUCUAUGAUUUAUAUAUGCAUCAGUUCAGAUUCA
Messenger RNA from Glycine soja, 1750 nucleotides. RefSeq lists its product as uncharacterized. Lineage: Eukaryota; Viridiplantae; Streptophyta; Magnoliopsida; Fabales; Fabaceae. Bases 489 to 1145 code for a protein of 218 amino acids. The record is from RefSeq and is a predicted model, not a curated record. The transcript has 2 exons. Gene Ontology annotation, cellular component: endoplasmic reticulum; endoplasmic reticulum membrane. Gene Ontology annotation, biological process: intracellular protein transport; endoplasmic reticulum to Golgi vesicle-mediated transport.